Messenger RNA from Callorhinchus milii (elephant shark), 1186 nucleotides. RefSeq names its product DNA meiotic recombinase 1 (gene dmc1). Bases 103 to 1131 code for a protein of 342 amino acids. Gene Ontology annotation, cellular component: condensed nuclear chromosome; nucleus. Lineage: Eukaryota; Metazoa; Chordata; Chondrichthyes; Chimaeriformes; Callorhinchidae. Gene Ontology annotation, molecular function: ATP-dependent DNA damage sensor activity; double-stranded DNA binding; ATP binding. Gene Ontology annotation, biological process: DNA strand invasion; reciprocal meiotic recombination; DNA recombinase assembly. The transcript has 13 exons. The record is from RefSeq and is a predicted model, not a curated record.
UUUCUGAGGUUAACAAAUGGUUUUAUUCUUCCUGAGCCGUCUGUACUUCCAGGAAUAAUCGCGAGUCACUGAGGAAGUGAGAACGCUGCUGUGUUUCCAACCAUGAGGGCAAUGGAGGAUCAGGUGGUGGAGGAAGAAGUUAGUUUCCAGGAUGACGAGGAAUCUUUCUUCCAAGACAUUGAUCUGUUACAGAAACAUGGCAUUAAUGUGGCUGACAUUAAGAAAAUGAAAUGUGUGGGAAUCUGCACGGUCAAGGGAAUUCAGAUGACAACUCGGAGGGCACUCUGUAACAUCAAAGGCCUUUCUGAGGCCAAAGUGGACAAAAUCAAGGAAGCUGCCAACAAACUUGUUGAGCCGGGAUUUCUUACUGCGUCUGAAUACAGCGAGAAAAGGAAAUCAGUGUUUCACAUCACGACUGGCAGCCAGGAGUUUGACAAACUGCUGGGUGGAGGGAUUGAAAGCAUGGCGAUAACGGAGGCGUUUGGAGAGUUCCGAACGGGAAAGACACAAAUGUCUCAUACUUUCUGCGUCACUGCUCAAAUCCCGGGUGCUAACGGCUACUACGGAGGAAAAGUUAUCUUCAUCGACACAGAGAAUACCUUCCGUCCAGACAGACUGAGAGGUAUUGCUGACCGGUUUAACUUGGAUCCAGAAGCAAUAUUGGACAAUGUGCUGUACGCCCGGGCCUAUACCAGUGAACAUCAGAUGGAGUUGCUGGAUUAUGUAGCUGCCAAAUUCCACGAAGAAGGAGGAAUCUUCAAACUCCUGAUCAUAGAUUCGAUCAUGGCUCUGUUUCGUGUGGAUUUUAGUGGCCGAGGCGAGCUUGCAGAACGUCAGCAGAAACUGGCUCAGAUGCUCUCUCGUCUGCAGAAAAUCUCAGAAGAAUACAACGUAGCUGUUUUUGUCUCCAAUCAGAUGACCGCAGAUCCAGGAGCAGCCAUGAGUUUCCAAGCUGAUCCGAAGAAACCAAUUGGGGGCCAUAUCCUCGCUCACGCCUCGACCACCAGGAUUAGUCUGCGGAAAGGCCGGGGUGAACUGCGCAUUGCAAAGAUCUACGACAGCCCAGAUCUGCCAGAGAACGAAGCCACAUUUGCCAUCACUGCAGGAGGCAUAGCUGAUGCCAAAGAGUGAGAUUUGUAUAGAUAAAAGAGGUGAAUGUAGGUGUUAUCAAUCAUUCCGAUUACUU